AUGGUCAAGAUUACCUCAAUAAUAGGGGUCCUUAUGGGUGGUGCAUCGGCCACAGCCAUCGCGACCUCCAUCCAAACUCGAUCCUCAGCUGCUGCUGCUCUCUCCUCGCUGGGAGUUCCACUCCCAGCUGGCGACGUCCUCGUGGGAAAUGCCGGCUACACCUGUAGCCUUUUGAAUCGCGUCUUUUCGAAGAACGAGACCUUCACAGCGACCUCGCCUUACUAUGACGUUUUGAUCGACGAAGCCAGGUCGCAAAAUUGCCGAUUGAAUGCAUCCUGCGUUGUGACGCCUGAUUCGGCCCAAGAGGUCUCACGCCUGCUGCAGAUUCUUGGAAUUCUAGAGACUAAGUUUCCCAUUCGCUCUGGUGGACAUAAUACUAACCCGGGAUUCAGUUCAAUCGAUCACCAUGGAGGGUUGAUCGUUCUGGGGAAGUUGAAUAUCAUGUCAAUAAGCGCCGAUCGCGGAACUGUGAUAAUCGGCCCUGGUAAUAAAUGGGGGGCUGUAUAUAAGUACCUCCAGCCGUAUAAUGUCACAGUCUUGGGUGGUCGUGAAGUGGAUGUGAGCGUUGGCGGGGGCCUCAGCGCCUUCCACAACACCCACAUAUUGGCUAUUGACAGUGUCACCCGAUUUCAGGUAGUUCUUCCCAAUGGAAAGAUUGUCGACGCCACCGAAACCGAGCAUGCCGAUCUAUACAAAGGACUCAAGGGGGGUCUGAAUAACUUCGGCAUUGUGACUGAAUACGACCUCACCACCGGCAUUGAUAUCUACUAUGAAUUAAAAACCUAUACCGUCUCCAACACACCCGCCGUGCUUGAGGCCUACGCAAAAUAUCUUUUGGAUGCCGACAUCAACAGCAACGUGGAAAUCCAGAUCAACCCUACUUACACUUUGGUUUUCUACGGGCAUUUGGGUCAUGUACCUACACCCGCAGCCUUUGGUCCAUUCUCUGGCAUACCUGUCGCCUCGACAGUGUACCCAGCGACAAACGGCUCGCUCAGUGAGCUUCUCCUCACGAUUGGCUCUCCCGGACUGACUUCCGAUGGCGUAUCCUACGGCGGUACGUUCACGUUUGAGGUAACAGGGCCGAAAUUCCUACGAAACACCUUCUCAGCCUAUCUCGAGGCCGCUGCCUCUCUGCCCUCCGGUGCGUCGCAGAACGGAGGGAAUCUGCUCGGUCUGGAGGCAACUACCCAAAUUCGGGCGAACAUAUUCGUUCAAUUCCCAGAAACACUCAGCCAAUCGGUGGUUACGGGUACCGAAGACUCAGUGUUGGCCAAUCUCAUCUCCAGCGCACAGUCACAGGGUCUUUUCCUCCCCUACAUCUUUGUCAACGACGGGAGUCCCAACCAGAAGCCGUUGCAGUCUUUUGGGGAAAAGAAUAUCAAGUAUAUUGACAUAGUGGCGAAAAAGUAUGACCCCAAAAGAAUCAUGCAGAAUCUGCAAAAUCUAGCAUAUUUUGUUUCGAAUGAGUUGUAA
Penicillium expansum is the source of this 1476-nucleotide messenger RNA. Its product is annotated as FAD-binding oxidoreductase. Bases 1 to 1476 code for a protein of 491 amino acids. Lineage: Eukaryota; Fungi; Ascomycota; Eurotiomycetes; Eurotiales; Aspergillaceae. The transcript is spliced from 5 exons. Gene Ontology annotation, molecular function: FAD binding. The record is from RefSeq and is a predicted model, not a curated record.